This is a messenger RNA of Styela clava, 1478 nucleotides long. RefSeq names its product tRNA (guanine(37)-N(1))-methyltransferase-like. Gene Ontology annotation, biological process: mitochondrial tRNA methylation; tRNA N1-guanine methylation. The record is from RefSeq and is a predicted model, not a curated record. Gene Ontology annotation, cellular component: mitochondrial matrix; cytoplasm. Gene Ontology annotation, molecular function: tRNA (guanine(37)-N1)-methyltransferase activity. Lineage: Eukaryota; Metazoa; Chordata; Ascidiacea; Stolidobranchia; Styelidae.
UUUCUAUCUCUAGUUCCAGAUGUCAUUUAGAGUAUUAAGAUUGGAUUCUCUCAAAUAUUAUUUGAAAAAGCGUCUCCGAAUCUUUUCUUUAAUCAUGAAUAAUGGUGAAACAUUCAAUCAAAGUGACCAGAAUAUAUUCACACCACCAUCUGGUGUGAGAGGGAUGGUUGAAUUAGACAGGUCCGCAUUUAAAAAGGAAGUAGAUGUCAACACGAUACUAGUACCUUUUUCUUCACUCAAUAAGUUCCAGAAGAAAUUUAAAGAAGACAUUCUUAAGAGGAGAGGAGCAAAUUUAUUGUCUGCAGAAAAUUGUGAAGCUCAAAAAAAUGCUAAAUUUGUUGUAAUGAAACAAGACUUCAAUUUCAAAUCUCUUCCAGAAUUCAAACAACAACUUUUAAACGAUUUACAAAUUGAAUCAAGAUUUUACACUAACAAGUUGGAAAUAAGGUAUGAUGUAUACAAGCACCAAGAAAUUAUUGGUGCAGUAUUACCUGAAGGACUAGAUUCAACAUCGGGUUUUGAACGAGUCGGUCAUAUCAUUCAUGUCAAUUUAUUAGAACAUCAAAUGCCAUACAAGAAAUUAAUUGGUCAGGUACUUCUUGACAAACACAAAGCAAUCACAACUGUCGUGAAUAAAUCUUCAACUAUUGACAAUACAUACAGAAAUUUCCUAAUGGAGGUUAUUGCCGGUGAAGCAAAUUUUGUUACCAAAAUAAUUGAAUAUGGCAAUAUUUUCGAAUUCGAUUUUUCAAAGGUUUUCUGGAAUUCAAAGUUGCAAACUGAGCAUCAGAGAAUAGUGGAGUUGAUUCCAAAGGAAUCUGUUGUCUUUGAUGUAUUUGCAGGAGUUGGACCUUUCUCCAUACCACUUGCCAAAAAAGGUUGUGAAGUAUAUGCAAAUGACUUGAAUGAAGAAUCAUACAAAUGGCUUUUACACAAUUCAAAACUAAAUAAAGCGAAAUUGAAUGCAUUCAAUAUGGAUGGCAGAAAGUUUAUCAAAGAAUGCUUGGGAAAACAUUUGCAAUUGUCAUCAAAAACAGAGACAAUAUGUGUUAUAAUGAAUCUACCGGCACUGGCAAUAGAAUUUUUAGAUGCAUUCACAGGAUUGGUCAAGAAUAUUAAUCGAGCUGAAGACAACAAGACAUCAAGUUCAUUACCUCCAGUGACUGUUUAUUGUUAUGCUUUUUCAUCUGCUCAAGAUUUAAAAGGUGAUAUUAAAGAGAGAGCAGAACAAAGCCUCAGUGAAAAUCUUCCUGAACAUAGUAUUCGGGAAGUCAGAAAAGUUGCACCAGGAAAAUACAUGCUUUGUUUAUCUUUUGAAAUUCCUUUUUCUCUUUUAUAUGAACAAUCAAAAAAUGGUGAUACAGAUGAAUCGGAAUGUAAAAGAAUAAAACUAUCAUAGUUCGUAUUUUUGUAUGUUGAAUUUGGAAAAGGCAAUCAUGCACACAUUUUAUAUCGAUAAAUACACUGAGCUGCUCAUA